This is a messenger RNA of Phycomyces blakesleeanus NRRL 1555(-), 747 nucleotides long. RefSeq lists its product as hypothetical. Bases 1 to 747 code for a protein of 248 amino acids. The transcript is spliced from 2 exons. NCBI's taxonomy places the organism in Eukaryota, Fungi, Mucoromycota, Mucoromycetes, Mucorales, Phycomycetaceae. The record is from RefSeq and is a predicted model, not a curated record.
AUGCCUCCUGCCAGCAAGAAAUCAAGAUUAGCAAAAAGCAAAUCCCAAUCAGAAUCUGGAAACUGUUUUUCUAAAAACAUAGAAACCAGCAAUGACGAUCUGAUUGACUUAUUUGAGAUUGACGUUAAAGAAGAUAUUACUGUGGACGACAGAGAACUUCAGGGAAUUACAGAUGAUGUUACUUCUGCCAUUUAUUCGAGCCACUUUCUCAAAUGGCAUGAGGGAGCUGAUAAGUCCCUCCAUGAUACAUAUCAGAAGAAUUCAUUAACAGCUGAGUGGAGAAAGAGAAAGACUAUGAAGGAAUCUUUUGAUUUUAAAGGAAGUUAUCUUCUAACAGAAAAGGGCUUUACAAUUUUAAGUGAAAAGGAGUCUGUCAAUGAAGAAUUAGAGCCAGUCAAGGUUACUUCUAGGAAAAUAUCUGCGAAUACAAUUUCUCUUCUCAAGCUUGCCUUUAACAAUAUAAAAGAAGAAAUUGUUCCAUUUACUCAUAUAAUUGGUUCAUCUCUGCCAGUAAACCAUUAUGAGCUUUGCAAACUUAAAUCUGUUGAAAAUUACUUAAGACAUAGACUCUCAGAAAGUAAGACAAUAGAAGCAUCCAAGAAAGCAGCUAUGCAAAUUCAGCAACAGAAGCCAGAAAGUCGCAAUACUAUUUUGGUUAAGAAACACAUCAAUGAGGUUGUUAUACCAAAAAAAACUUGGAAUUCAAGGACGUGUCUUGACGAGUACAGUUUGGAAAUAUCUUCAUGA